This is a messenger RNA of Lasiosphaeria miniovina, 747 nucleotides long. RefSeq lists its product as uncharacterized. NCBI's taxonomy places the organism in Eukaryota, Fungi, Ascomycota, Sordariomycetes, Sordariales, Lasiosphaeriaceae. The record is from RefSeq and is a predicted model, not a curated record. Bases 1 to 747 code for a protein of 248 amino acids. The transcript has 2 exons.
AUGGAGAUGGACACCUUCGGCAUUGACCAUCGCUUCCCUCACCACCAUUUGGCCGCCGCACCACCACCAUCACCACCACAGCAAAUCCGCCGCAAGCGCAGGGCCGAAGCGCAGCCAGAAAGCAAUGAGCGGUUAUCGAAGCGUAUGAGCUUAUUGAAUCUAGAAAAGUCGGGCACUAAAUUGUACGUCCCGGUCGAGAAUUCUCUGGCGCAGUCAGCUACCUUCCCUACGCCCAGCUCUACAUCACAAUGCGGCAACAGCAGCACCAGACGCAAGCCAGCGCCAAGCGCACAGGAUGACGCCAUGAUGCAGCUAGACAACUCCAAGUACAAGGUGUACAUCUACAACAUGGAGGACGAGCUGUCGUCGGAGAGCGAGGCCGAGGACGGCGGCAAGCUCGUGUUCCUACCCGACAUUGAGAAGCACAUGCGCUCGCAGAGCAUCCUGCCCGCGCACAUGCUCGCCGCAAGCGCCGGCCGGCCCGACGCCGCCGAGCUCGCCGGCAAGGAGCUCGUCCUCUACAGCGUCCCCAACUCCAUCUCGGUGCCCGAGGAGCAGGACAGCGUCCGCAAGGCCAUCAUCGAGGCCCGCGCCCGCGCCCGCGAGAAGCAGAUGGCACACCGCGAGGGCUAUCACUCCGUCCCGGCCCCGCUUACUCAGGCCCCAGCCGUCUCACCGGCCUUCCCCACGUCAGGGUUUACCCCGCAAGCUGACGGUGAUGACCAGGACGCAAUGGAGCUUGACUGA